This is a messenger RNA of Portunus trituberculatus (swimming crab), 1386 nucleotides long. Its product is annotated as extensin-like. The transcript is spliced from 2 exons. The record is from RefSeq and is a predicted model, not a curated record. The coding region runs from base 1 to 1386 and encodes 461 amino acids. Lineage: Eukaryota; Metazoa; Arthropoda; Malacostraca; Decapoda; Portunidae.
AUGGGUAAAGAUGAGUCAAAGAAUGUCAAGAUGUUCCAGCAAAUCCUCACAUCCCAAGCCUCUCAGGUUGUAACAUGUCACCAUUUCACCAAUGGCAUUCCAAGAGAUCCGUCACAUCCCCAGCAACGGCAUUCCAAGGAAUCCGUCAUAUCCCCACCAACGGCAUUCCAAGGAAUCCGUCACAUCCCCACCAUCAGCAUUCCAAGGAAUCCGCCACAUCCCCACCAUCAGCAUUCCAAGGAAUUCGUCACAUCCCCACCAUCAGCAUUCCAAGGAAUCCGUCACAUCCUCACCACCGGCAUUCCAAGGAAUCCGUCACAUCCCCACCAUCAGCAUUCCAAGGAAUCCGUCACAUCCCCACCAUCAGCAUUCCAAGGAAUCCGUCACAUCCUCACCACCGGCAUUCCAAGGAAUCCGUCACAUCCCCACCAUCAGCAUUCCAAGGAAUCCGUCACAUCCUCACCACCGGCAUUCCAAGGAAUCCGUCACAUCCCCACCAUCAGUAUUCCAAGGAAUUCGUCACAUCCCCACCAUCAGCAUUCCAAGGAAUCCGUCACAUCCCCACCACCGGCAUUCCAAGGAAUCCGUCACAUCCCCACCAUCAGCAUUCCAAGGAAUCCGUCACAUCCCCACCAUCAGCAUUCCAAGGAAUCCGUCACAUCCCCACCACCGGCAUUCCAAGGAAUCCGUCACAUCCCCACCAUCAGCAUUCCAAGGAAUUCGUCACAUCCCCACCAUCAGCAUUCCAAGGAAUUCGUCACAUCCCCACCAUCAGCAUUCCAAGGAAUCCGUCACAUCCCCACCAUCAGCAUUCCAAGGAAUUCGUCACAUCCCCACCAUCAGCAUUCCAAGGAAUCCGUCACAUCCUCACCACCGGCAUUCCAAGGAAGCCGUCACAUCCCCACCAACGAUAUUGCAAGGAAGCCGUCACCAUUCAAACAACGUCAUUCCAAGGAAGCAGUCACAUCCCACCAACGGCAUUCCAAGGAAGCCGUCACAUCCCCACCAACGGUAUUCCAAAGAAGCCGUCACAUCCCCACCAACGGCAUUCCAAGGAAGCCGUCACAUCCCACCAACGGCAUUCCAAGGAGGCCGUCACAUCCCCACCAACGGCAUUCCAAGGAAGCCGUCACAUCCCACCAACGGCAUUCCAAGGAAGCCGUCAAAUCCCCACCAACGGUAUUCCAAGGAAGCCGUCACAUCCCCACCAACGGUAUUCCAAGGAAGCCGUCACAACCUACCAACGGCAUUCCAAGGAAGCCGUCACAUCCCUACCAACGGCAUUCCAAGGAACCCGUCACAUCUUCACCAACAGCAUUCCAAGGAAGCCGUCACAUCCCCAUCAACGGCAUUCCAAGGAAUCCAUCACAACCUACCAACAUCUGA